UCAAGAGAAUAACAAGAAGAAACAGCAUGCUUGUGGCUGUGAUGUUUCUUCCUGCCAGCUUUGUGGCCAAGAACAACAAAGCAAUGCAAGUGUGACCUUCAUGCAGCUGGCAGAGAAGCAGUCUCUGGACCUCUCCUGUCCCGUACAGCAGGAUAACAGUGGCCUGAUGAGCGUCCACCUGUAUCACCGCCGAGGCGACUCUCAGACUACCCUGCUGUCUUUGGAUCAAGGGGUUGACGGCGAGCUCAGGCUGGACCCCGACUACAAGCGGCGCUUGCAGCUGUCCGGAGUCCGCAGCGCCUCAGGGGUCAAGGUGACCCUGCUGCAUUUGCAGCCAGGCGACUCGGGGCUGUACGUUUGUGAGAAGCGAGACAACGGCUCACGGCAGAUCAUUCUCACACAGGAGGUUUUGUUGCUGGUUGAGGCCCCAGUGAGGCCAUGUCAGUGCUCUUCCAGCUACUCUCCACUACCCAUGACCAUCUUUUCUGCAGCGGGCCUCAUUCUGAUCGUGCUGCUGUGGCUUGCCAUACAAGAAUGUGUGAAGGUAAGGCGUUCUCCUCCCGCUGGCCCAGCUGCUGUUCAGGUCUAUGAGGAAAUGACCAGGAAGCAGCAAAACGCCAGCGUCCCCCGUAACAGACAGGAAACCCUGGAAGAGGUCACCUCUCCAUUGUAUGCGAACACCCCCGUGAGGCAAACACAGGACAACUACUAUGCUUGCCCAAGACAAAUCACCCUGAGAGCUUGAAUAGAAAUCUGACACAAGCGAUUGAAUUAGUGGAAUUUUUAAGACUUUUAAAAAGUCAGAUUUAAUGAUUUUGCUCACCGAGCAUUUCAUUUAGACCUGGGGUGCUCAGUUUUUUUGCUGCAAGAUAAGACUUUUCAAGGAGACAACCUCCCGCGAUCUACCUUCACAUAUAUUACUCACACAAAAUAAUUAACUAUGUACAUUUAAAAAUAUUUAUGGCGGAAAACACAGACAAGCUGAAAAAGCAGUUUCUGCUCUUGCACCCCUCUUUCAAAUAAACCGAUGUAUUUUAAGCCAAAAGAACUGUUGUGUUCGACAGAACAAUAUGUCUAUAUGUUGCCAAUAGCAGUUUCAUGGCCGAACUAUUCUUAAUAUUUCCGUUUUACCCUGGAGACCCCUAUUUACAGACAGUCUAAGCGCUUUUGUUUCAACCCAACCAUAAAAACAAGUAAAAUAUAUUUAUUAUUCGAAUUCUCUAUCAUUUUUAACUUAGAAUCACUAAUUGAUGUCUAAUAUUUAGUAAAAAAAAAAAGACUAUAAUAAUUAUUCACUCGUAUAUUUUAUACUUUUAAACAAAUUACGUCACAAUGAAAAAAAAAUAGCGUCUGUAAAUAGGUCACGGAUACCUGCCUCAUAACUAUCAGUUAAUUGUAUUUUUUUUUUGUUAGUCGCAUUUCUACGGAUAUUUCCGAUGAUAAAUAAUUUAUCCAAAAAAAAAAAAAAAAAAGUUUAACAGGGUAAAUAUUUGAAAAAGACAAUCUUGACCAUUCCUUGAUGUCUGCGAUUUCUGCAUUUCGACCCUUGUUAUAUUACAGUGUUUCACCCAUAAAAUCCCCAAAAAGUCCGGCUGUGGCCAUUCACAGCUGUGUCUCGACACCCGGUGAGACAUGCUACACGGAGUUUUUGGAUCAAAACAAGGUAAGUACACGAUAAUAUCUCGUUAAAAUCAGAGUGUCUUUACUAAUGCUCUCACUUUAAGUCAGUGUUUAAUUUUAUUAUUUUUUAAAAAAAUUCCCUCAUGUUCCAAAUUUUUCUUCCCACAGAAAAUUUAGAUUUUAAGCUUUCCAAUGAUGUAUGACACAUGCAUAUUGGACAAUUUUGAAAAUUGGCCAAAUUGGGGGUCUUAUAGCGGAACUUCAAGUCACCUGAGUGUUUUCCGCCAUAUAUAUUUUUUGAUACCAUGAUCUAGCCACACUAGCGUUUCGAUCGACUGGUAGAUUGCGAUCGACGUAAUGAGCAUCCCUGAUUUAGAAUUAUUCUUUGCUGUCCAUUCAUCUCAUUACAUAUUUCUUUAAUAAUAAAAAAAAAUACAUAAUAUUAGUAAGAUAAUUACAAAGUUUAAUUGGAAACAUGCUCUUAAAAAUGGCAUGAAUUAUUAUAUAAUUGUCAAAAUUGGUAAAAUUACAAUAUGUCCGGACAUGGCACUAAUUUUUGUGUGUCAAGAAAGAAUAUAUUUCAACACCAUACUGAAACUAAUAAUGCCAUAACAUAAUGGGAUAUUUGUAUUUAUAAUGUGGUAUAUGGUGUUAUGGUGUUAUACUUAUAUAGCGCUUUUCCACCUUUCAUCAGAAUAAGGUGAACUUCCUCUUUUUAGAAAAUGUAUAUGAUCAUCAUUGUGUAAGGAGGCAAUUUAUUUCCAUUGUUCAAUCUUAGAUAGGUGAUUUUUUUUUUUAAUAAAGGAAAAUAACUAUUUUCACAAACUAUUUACUAGUUAUUUCAUAGUACAUAUUGGACUUUUUAUAUAUGUGUGAAUUAUACAGUGAGGGGCAGACGUAUUUGCACCCCUUGUGAUUUUACAAGUUCACCCACUUAGAAAAUAGGUAGAGGUCUGAAAUUUCAAUCAUGGAUGCAUUUCAUAGAGACAAUAUACAAAAAAAUCCAGAAAUCACAUUGUAUGAGUUUUAAAAAUAAUUUAGUUGUAACUUACUGGGGUUCAUAAGUAUUUGUACCCCUGAGAAUCAGCAACAUAACACUCAAAGAGUUAUCAGUCUACCCUAAAAAAGCCUAACUUUUCCCCAUUAGUAACCACCCACCUACAACUGCUCAAUAUUGUCAUCUGUGCACUUCACAGUCAGUCAUAAUCCAACUGCUACCA
Molecule: messenger RNA, 2840 nt
Organism: Corythoichthys intestinalis (scribbled pipefish)
Lineage: Eukaryota; Metazoa; Chordata; Actinopteri; Syngnathiformes; Syngnathidae
Exons: 4
Coding region: 101-745 (214 amino acids)
Biological process (GO): adaptive immune response
Cellular component (GO): membrane
Molecular function (GO): signaling receptor activity
Source: RefSeq, a predicted model, not a curated record